AACACCCACCAAACAAACCAAGAAAAACAAGAUGUCCAGAAAAACAAAAACUAAAUUUUUUGUUUGAUCAUUUUCUCAAUCAGAACAGACAGAUUUUGUACAGUUUAUCACAUUCUCGAAAGAGGACCAAAACAGAAGUUUUUUGAGCAUAUAAACGCAUAGGUCCUGCAUCCUUCUAAAUUCCUUCCUCUAAUUUAUUUCUUGUUUCUUCAGCGCGGUGGUUGAAAUUUGAAUUGUGUCUAACUUCAACAUCCAAUCUCAUUAUAUUCAGCUUACAAGUCAACCAUGCCGAGCAAGCUCAGGAAGGUAAUAGGAGCGGUGAAGGACCAAACAAGCAUUAGCCUUGCCAAAGCAACUAAUUCGUCUAACGUUGAUGUAGCUGUACUUAAAGCAACAACCCACGAUGAUGUUCCACUGGAUGAACGUUAUGUUAAUGAAGUUCUCGUCUUUACAUCUUCGAACAAAGUCAUGGCCGCUGCUUGUGCACAAGCGAUUGCUAGAAGAAUAGGCCGAACACGUAACUGGAUCGUUGCCCUUAAAACGCUUAUGCUUGUUUUAAGAAUUUUUCAAGAUGGUGAUCCUUAUUUCCCCAGAGAAGUUCUUCAUGCAAUGAAAAGAGGUUCAAGAAUUCUAAACCUUUCAAGUUUCCGAGACGAUAAAAAUUCAAGUCCUUGGGAUUACACAGCAUUUGUACGGACUUACGCUCUUUAUCUCGAUGAACGUCUAAAUUGCUUCCUUCUUGGUAAGCUGCAAAGACGAGCAGUGGUGCGCGAAAGAGAGAAUAAUAAGAGAAUUAACAGAGCUGCUACAAAAAAAUUUAAUGAGCAUGUUAGAGACAUGAAACCCGCAAUGUUGAUCGACAAGAUAUCUUACUGGCAAAGAUUACUUGAUCGUGCAAUCGCGACUAGACCAACAGGUGCAGCCAAAAAUAACACAUUGGUUCAAGUUUCUCUCUAUGCAGUGGUGACAGAAAGUUUUGAUUUGUAUAGAGAUAUAUCAGACGGACUCGCACUUCUUCUUGAUAGUUUCUUUCAUUUGAAAUACCAAUCAUGUUGCGAUGCAUUUAAAGCCUGCGUCAAAGCAUCAAAACAAUAUGAAGAACUAUGUUCGUUUUAUACUUUAUGUAAGAGUAUCGGAGUCGGAAGAGUUUCAGAAUACCCCAGUGUUCAAAAGAUUGCGGAUGAAUUACUAGAGACAUUACAAGAAUUUUUGAAAGACCAAUCUUCCUUUCCAAAUGGUAAUGGUACUAGGUCUUCACCCUUGCAACCUCCUCAAUUUCUUGGUGAGCCUUCUAACAAUGAUGAAUCUGGGGCGAGUCCGAUUCAAAAUGAAGCAUCGGAAGGUCUGGAACAAGAACGAGAUUCAGAUAUGGGAUCAGAAUUACACACUACCCAUCAACGAGCGUACUCGUCUUUAGAGGAUCUUUUAAGUGUAACAGAUGCUGGAACUAGUCCAUCCAUCUCAUUUCAUGAUCAUGAACGGAACUCGGAACAGUGGGAAAAACAAACUCAAGAGGAAGACUUGGGGAGUAAUUGGAAUAUGGAUGGAUCAAUUAGUCGGUCAAUGUCAAUGGAACAAAGAAACAGUUCGUCUGUGGAUUUCGGUUUAGUAUUUGACGGUCAAACUCAAGUAGAAGCAUCAGUGUCCGGAUGUUCACCAGAGAUGUCAAGAGAUGGAUGGGAGCUGGAGUUAGCUGAAUGCGCUAGCAACAUUUCUUCCACAGCGCCAUCACAGAAUGUUGCACCACGUACCGGGUUUGAUUCAUCUCUUUUAGAUGAGUUGUAUAAUCCUGCUGCGGUACAUCAUCACCAUCAUCAUCAACAUAAUAACUUGAGUUACAGCAACCCAUUUCUAAGUUCGUCGACGAAUGACUUGAUUGGUUUUACAAACAACCCCAACAACCUCGAAGUGAUGUCUACUCCAACCAGUCCCCUCGCCAUGUGUAAUUCAGUUUUUGAUCCAUUCUCAUCGUUGGUCCCAACAUUUCAAGCAAAACCAACAUUUUCUGCUCAGAAUCCAAAUGACGCAGAAAAUGAUCCUUUCGCAACAACUCCUCCUAGCAGCGCCAUAGAUCAAGCGACCAUGAAUCGGCAAAACUUGUUACUAGAACAGCAAAUGUGGUUGCAGAACCAAAACAAGAUUAUAGCAAAGAAUAUAGCUUAAAUAUUUUUGCCAUGGAUAAACAUAAAUGUAAAGUAAGACAAUCCUGUAAACCACUAUGUGAUUAAAGAGCUUUCACUUUUUAUA
This is a messenger RNA of Papaver somniferum (opium poppy), 2247 nucleotides long. RefSeq names its product clathrin coat assembly protein AP180-like. Gene Ontology annotation, cellular component: clathrin-coated pit; clathrin-coated vesicle. The transcript has a single exon. Lineage: Eukaryota; Viridiplantae; Streptophyta; Magnoliopsida; Ranunculales; Papaveraceae. Bases 286 to 2163 code for a protein of 625 amino acids. Gene Ontology annotation, molecular function: clathrin heavy chain binding; phosphatidylinositol-4,5-bisphosphate binding; SNARE binding. Gene Ontology annotation, biological process: vesicle budding from membrane; clathrin-dependent endocytosis; clathrin coat assembly. The record is from RefSeq and is a predicted model, not a curated record.